UUGAAGCUAGUUCUCGGCGCGCAAACUGAAACUGAACUGUAGAACUGUUGUGAUUUUUGCAAACUUUGAACAUGGAGGCUGAAGAUGAGCUGAAUAGACUCGCGUUAAUACUUCAGCAAAGCCAGGAAAAGUUCCUAGAAUGGACGGGAGAAGGUUUCAGGAAUCAGAUUAUUGAACAGUCUUAUCAACACGAACGUGAGAUAAAGACAGGGAAAGAAAAAAUAGCCGAACUGGAAGAAAAAAUCAAGCAGUACAAUGAAGAAACAGACAGAAAGCUACAAGCCAUACAGCAACAACAAAGUGAGGUUGAAGAUCUUGAAAAACAGCUGCAAGACCUGCAAUUAUCUGCCCAGGUACUAGCAGAGCAGCGUGACAACGACAAAGACCACCUUCAAAUGUUGGAACAGCAAAUCAGUAGAGAAAACAAAGAUAUCAUGGACAAGGAGGAAGCUGCUAAGGCCAAACUGGAGCAUUUUCAAAAAGGUUCUGAGCUCUUCAGGAAGUCCUUAGGGUUGGAAUUCAAAAAGAUUGAUGAUGAUCACCUGCAGUUUGUGUUCAAAUACAUUGACCCUAACGACUGGGAGAGACCUUUCACUUUCACAGUCCGCAUAGACAGCAAUGAUAGGAGCUACAAAGUUAAGGACUGCAUGCCAGAAAUCCAAGAUUUGGACAAAAUGGUAGAAGAGCUGAACAGCAGUGGCCAUUUCUCUAAAUUUGUUUAUAAAGUAAGGAACAAAUUCAAGGAGUUAGCUAAAAAAUCUGUAAUAGUGCAAGACUAACAGUUAUGUGAGCUUUUUGAUGAGUCAAAUAUUUUAGACAGGGGUAACUACUUUGGCAAUGUCAAGAAAAAGACAAAUCUGAAGAGAAAGAGGAGUAUGCAAUUAACCAUUUUGUAAAUAGGCUAUACUUUGUUUGCUAUUAAAUGUGUUGUUUCUAAUACAAAA
This is a messenger RNA of Nematostella vectensis (starlet sea anemone), 944 nucleotides long. RefSeq names its product kinetochore protein Spc25. The transcript is spliced from 6 exons. The record is from RefSeq and is a predicted model, not a curated record. Gene Ontology annotation, biological process: chromosome segregation. The coding region runs from base 72 to 779 and encodes 235 amino acids. Gene Ontology annotation, cellular component: Ndc80 complex. NCBI's taxonomy places the organism in Eukaryota, Metazoa, Cnidaria, Anthozoa, Actiniaria, Edwardsiidae.